AUGAGCAUGUUGCAUGCCAAGUGCUGUGAGACAUUGCGGGACGCCUACGAAAGUCCGAGCUUAGGGGACUGGUACCCUUACACGACUGUGAGGAAAAAGCAGAGCCUCUUUCUCUACUCUUAGAAGGACUUUCUAUUGCAUGCUCUCAAUGUACUACAUAGUUAUAGUUUCUGAUUAUAAUAGACAGAGUUUCUGUUGAUUCAAAAUGAAGACGAAGAAGAUCAAUCCUAAUCCCAUUUUACGCGGCACACCGAGCCAUUCUUUCUUUCUUCAGGUGGCUCGAGGACGUAGCAGUAGAUUUUUUUAAUAAGCAGCCAAUAGGACAAGAGCUGAUUGCUGCGGGUACUAGUAUUGAGCCGCUAAGAGAUCGUUCGGCACAAGUGUACACGUGGAUUCUGAUGCUCCUCUCCGGACGGUUUUUCAUUAUGAUUUCAACAUUCCAAUCCAGUAGGCAAAGGCGGCAUAGUAGUGAUUAGUAUUAAAGACUUGUAAAGACUUAUUUAUAUUCUAAAGACUGAGCAGGACUCGUUGUCUCUGAGACGUGCUGAUCAUGAUUAUGCCAGAUGCUAUUGAAGGACCUUUGCCUCAAGAAAUUGUAGUUUUUGAGGUGGUUAGUUUGCCUCUUUUUAAGGUGAGCCUCCUCUCCUGUUCUUUCUCAUGUUCUUCUAAUGCCCAGUGUCACUUCGUGCCGCCACCGCUGUUGAAUAUGCUUUUCACGAACCUGAAUGCUGGCAUGAUGCGGUUUCAUUCUGCUCUGACGGUGAAAAACACGGAGUUUCCUUCCCCUUUCACGGAAAUCGUGACGAAUCUGAGUACUUUGAUGGGAUUUCUCUUAAGGCUUCCCGUAGUUCAUCUUGAGAAGCAUCUUUCUUGGCAGGUUCAAUAGCGAAAGAUGCCCUUCAAGGUCGUAGGUGAAUAUUUUGAAAAAGGUCUAAUCCGCAUCCCGAUUGUGAUCCACCCGCUGCUCGACUUCAUGGUGUGGAAAUUCCUCCUCUGCAUGGUGGGGAUGUACGGCUACAUGGUUACAGCAGCAGUAGCUAAGAUGUUGCAGGACCCUUUUGGGGAGGACGAGUUCGAUCACAGUGUGGACCAGUACCAAAUCGAUUUCGACCUUUGCAUGAUGGACGUCUGCGACAAAAUGUCCUAUCAUUAUGCCAUGCGGCUCACUUGUUCUCGUUUUUUAGUGCAGGAGUCCUGUAAACAGGGUAAAUGCAAUAUCCACAGAUAUCUGUACAUCCCUUCGACUUAGAAACCCUGUCUAUACUGAGCCUGUCUAUACUCAGCCUGUCUAUACUCAGCCUGUCUUUCCUGACACCAUCAUUCGGUAGAUCCCGUCUUAUAUUUCUCACACGUCUACCUUACAGGACAGACCUCAUGAAAUUUUAAUUUUUCUUAGACUCUGACUCUUCUUCUAAUGCGAUACACCUUUCCCGAGUGUGAGACGGAUGGGUCACAAGGUCCCGAGGUACAACAAGCCGGACGGAGAGCCCAUCGACAUAUUCUUGCGUGAACAGGCUGACGUUAUAAGAUGGAAUACGGCAGCACCUAAGGCUCCAGAACUACGGGUCGGAGUCACACGGGGAGCCUUGCGAGCGAUCCAGAGGAAGAGACAGGAAAAAGAUUGUACUACCCUACUUUUGGUGUAUCUACGUAUUGCGAUAUCAUGUGAUGCUCGAUGUGCAGGAUUCAUAACCUAACCUAAGUAUCCCUGAAAUUGAUCUGUCACCUAGCAAUGAGUAGUUGUGCUCAGGGCAAAAACAACAGAGAACCUAAAUUUUUGUGCUUUUUAUCCUGUGGCCGCAAAAAACCCGUUUUUGCCAUGGGUAUUUUUAGAUUUUUCCGGCCAUCAUCUUUAUUUGGCCCUUGGACCUAUUAAAGGUCGCUUCUAUUGGGUACCACUAGUGAGUUUAAUGUUAUAUUUACUUUUUUUCAGCGUUUUCUUCGGACGAUAGUUGUAUUCCGUUUGAGAAUGAGCUGAAGCCUAGGAGGCGCGCUCAGUUGCUAGAGGAGCAGGAGAAGCGACUAGCCGAACGUAAGAAACGAAAAGACGACCUAGAAAAACUCGCUAUGCAGAGGCGUAUGGUGCGAGCAGUGAUGAAGAUUGAAGCUCUUGCGAUCCUCCACUUCCAUUUCAAAUACGGAAGGGACGACUUCGGUAUUUUUUUAGUGGUUACUUUCUUCAUGGCUGAUAUAAAUACAUUGUUCAAAUUUGGAAGGGACGAUUUCGGUAUUUUUUUUAGUGGUUACUCCUUACUUUCAUGACUGAUAAAGACAUUUAUAUUUAGGUAAAUGGCAUUUACUUAGAAGACCUUUUUUUCUACAUCACCAUUUUUUUCUCUAGUACCUACAUCGAUCACUAAUUUUAUUUCUUCCAAAUCAAUAACAGGAACUGAAGGCCGCGUUGCGAGUUUGGAGAGGAAACGGCUUGCAGCAUUGGCCAAUCAGGUAGAGGAGUCGGAGGAGAGUGCUCCAGGAACCUACCGACGGUUCGGCGCAAAGAAAGGCGAGCUCGACCAUAUCCCCGGACGUAGCCGCACAUCGGUUGCAAGACAUCGUGCUGAUCGGGAGAAAUGAUUCACAACAACUGCUUACUAAUCUGCACACCAGCACUUGAUGCAGUUGCUGGGAGUAAGUAGAAAUCCUGAUUGUUUUCAUAGAUCUAAAGAUUCUCUUUCGCGAACAAAGCUUCUUAGUUCCCUGCAAGUGGUAGUCGUUUGAAAAAGAGGGAAGACCAUUGCUCUCCAAGCUACAGAUUCGUCCAUAACUACUCAAAUGUACUAUAUUGUAGGCCCUGCUUACUUAUGAUACUACUUGGAUUCCGAGAAGCUGUUCGAAUAUUGCUGGUACUUACUCCUUGCAUAGACAUCAGAAAUUUGAAUUUACAUUGCGCAUUGUUACAACUUGUUUAUACUAACACUACCAAAGUACCUAAACGUAUUAGCCUAGAAAUGUACUAGAAAUUGUUGAGGGCAGCCCUUCUCCAAACGGAGGGCUAAGCGAGUUACGGAAAUCCUUCUACAUUUGAAUAACCACAUACAUCAGUGCUGCGCACCUUUUGAUACAACAAGUACUUCUGCAGUUGUACGUAGUUCAAGACAUCGCAUAGAAGUUAGAACAGAUACAUUGCAUAGAUCAAGACAUCGAAUUAUACCCAUUCACACGAAGAGAACACGAUUGAUGAAUGUCGAUCAGGACACAUACCUAUUUUUGACAAGAAAUUAAAAUUGUGAUGCUCUUGCUCCCAUUGCGAGUAUACGGCAAACAAAUGUACGAUUCAUUUGCCACAAGGCAUUAAUGUCUACUAAUGAACAAGAUGAAUGGGUGGUCAGCACAUCGGAGACACUUGACUUUGAGGGGAGUUGAGAGGGGAUUUGAUAG
Amoebophrya sp. A25 is the source of this 3378-nucleotide messenger RNA. The record is from the annotation of a GenBank genome assembly. Lineage: Eukaryota; Dinophyceae; Syndiniales; Amoebophryaceae.